UAUCUGCACGUUCUGUGUUAUGGAACGAUAGAUGGUCUCAUGUUGAAUAAAUGCAGUGUGGGCAUCAAAAUAAAUAUAUAGCUGCACAUGUAACGUUAGCUAGCUGGUGUACCCCCAAACCCGCUCUUCUGCAGCUGCCCGUUCGCGAAGCAGCAUGGCUAAACAUAAAGACACAGCAGAUGCUGUCGCAAACAAGGGCAAGACAAAGAAACCGAAGCAAGGUGCGAAGAAAAGCCAAGCCGAUCCCCAAAGGCCGAAGAUCAAAGAAAAUGGCAAAGGAAGAAAACAUGUUGGCCGGAAUGCCAAAUCCAGAUGUCGAACAUCCAAAAAAGCCGACGAUGCAUCAGAAAGGAAGACGAGCAAAUACUUCCAGAUCAGCGGGCUGUUGAAGGAAGAAGCUGAUAGCAAGAGUGACAUCAGUGAGGAUGUUGGUGAGACAUUUCCAGAGAGCACAGGGGUGGAUGAUGAGAUGGAAGAAGACAAAGAAGAAAAGAAGAAUAAUGAGAGCGAGGAGAGUGAUGAUGAUGAGGAAUGGGAGGAAGUAGAAGAGCUGGCAGCACCGUUAGGGCCAGGGAGCACAGAGCUGGAACCUACAGUUUCCUCCCAGCCUGUGCAGAUCGAGAUUGAGACAGCUGAGGCCAUGCACAAGAGACAGCGGAAGGAGAAGAGGCAAGCAGAAUUUGAGACUUACCUGCGCCGAAUGAUGAAACGUUUUAACAAGGAGCUGGUAGAAGAUACACAUAAGGUUCACCUGCUAUGUCUACUGGCCAGUGGACUGUUCCGCAACCGCCUCUGCUGUGAGCCUGAGCUGUUGGCCAUCACCCUGUCCUUAGUGCCUGUGCACUUCACCACGGUCGUUGCCGAACGAAUCAAUACAGGCUUCCUGGAGGGUCUUCUGAAGUGGUUUCAGGUGACGUUUACGCUAAACCACACCCUCCCUGAGGACCGGGGCAUGGAAUUGCGGGAAGUGCUGGAGAGGCGUUUGGGAAGUCUGUCUGUGCGAGAUCACCAGGAGAUGACAUACGUGUUCCUGCUUGUGCUGCGGUCGCUGAGACUCUUGUGCCGAUUGGUGCUAUCUUUACAGCCCCUCCCCCUCAAACCACUGACUAAGAAGGACAAAGCGCAGACCUCUAUCAGCCCUCCUGCUCAAGACAAGUCUGACAAGCCUGAUGAAAAGCCAACAGAACCCAAAGUCUCCCCUGGGUCCAAACGCCCAUCAUCUGCCAGCUCUGAGGGGAAGACGGAAAGGGGAGGAAAGAGACAGAAAAAGAAAGAGCAGGGAGGGGAAGAUAUGGGCGGGCAAAGGCCGAAAAACAACAAAAGGAGGAGCGUCGCUUCAAAAGUGUCCUAUAAAGAAGAAAGCAGCGAGGGGGAGGGGCCUAGCGAAGGGGAGGAGUUUCGGCUGUCCGGUGAGGAUGAGAGUGAUGAAUCAGAAGGCGGGGUUAAGAAGUCAAGCAAGAAUUCAAAGGCUAAGCGAAAGGGCAAAGUUCGGGUUCCACAACGAUUAAGUGGCAACCAAAAAAAAACAACCAGAGAAGAGAAGGAUAAGGAAGAGGGGGAGCAGGAAACUAGAAAGGAGAGAGGGAAGAGAAGGGAGGGAAAAGGGGACGAUGAAUGGAUAGAGGUGUACCUUGUAGGGGCCAAGAAGUGGGUGUGUGUUGAUGUUAAUCAAGGGGUGGGGAAGCCGCUGCAAUGCACCAAUCGGGCAAGCCAGCCCGUUACUUACGUAGUGGGCGUGGACGGAGAUGGUUACCUAAAGGACCUGAGCAGCAGAUACGACCCCACGUGGCUCACGUUGUCACGUAGACGCCGCAUCGACUCCGAGUGGUGGGAGGAGACUUUAGAAUUCUAUGAAUGUCCGGAUUCUGAAAGAAAACAACAAGAAGACAAAGAGAUGCAGGACAAGCUGCUGGAUAAGCCAUUUCCGACGGCGAUAUCGGAGUAUAAGAAUCACCCUCUGUAUGUGCUGGAGAGGCACUUGCUGAAGUACGAGGUCAUUUACCCACGCAGCGCUGCCACGCUGGGCUACUGCCGGGGCGAACCUGUCUACUCCCGGGAUUGUGUCCACACGUUGCACUCCAAGGACACCUGGUUAAAGGAAGCACGCACCGUUCGACUUGGGGAGGAACCUUAUAAGAUGGUGAAGGGCUUUUCCAACCGCUCACGAAAAGCCAGGCAGAUGUCGGAGCAGAAGGAUGAGAAUGACCUGGCCCUGUAUGGCCGCUGGCAGACCGAGGAAUACCAGCCACCUCUAGCCAUAGACGGCAAGAUUCCACGUAAUGAGUUUGGAAACGUGUACAUGUUUAAGCCAUGUAUGGUGCCCGUGGGGUGUGUGCACCUGUGUUUGCCCAACCUACACAGAGUGGCUCGCAAACUCGACCUGGACUGUGCUGCCGCGGUAACGGGCUUUGAUUUCCAUGGAGGAUACUCGCAUGCUGUCACUGAUGGCUACAUUGUGUGUGAGGAGCAUGAAGACAUUCUGAAAGCGGCCUGGGAAAAUGAACAAGAGAUACAGCAGAAAAAGGAGCAAGAGAAGCGUGAGAAGCGAGCAGUAGCUAACUGGACACUGCUUGUGAAAGGCCUGCUGAUCAAAGAGCGACUACAGCGUCGCUACGGGCAACGGGGUCUCACAAAGGGGGUGGAACUUGGACAGCAAGAUGAAGGCAGAGUGGGAGGAUUAUCAUCAGGAGAAGAGGAGGAAGGCGGAGCUCAGGAUGCUCCACCCACUCUGGCUGCUUCUUGGCCCCAGAACAGGCAACAGGAGCUGAAGGCAGGGGAGACAGUGACAUCCCUGAGUAACAAAGAAGAACGUGGCCAGCAGAAACAUCUCUUCCCUUUUGAAAAAAGUGUGUGAACGUGAGCAUUCUUGUCCUCCCGUCUCCUCGGCAUCUCCAUCUUCUCUUCCUCUCUUAGCAUAACACUUUCUCCAUGGGAGGGUUUGUCACCUGAGUUGUGUGAACAGUGGAGGCAGAGUGUCAGCGUUUGAAAUGCAUACCUUCCCUGCUCGUGACGCCGGGUGAAAGCACUGAACACUUAUUGUCUUUGAACAGCUUACCAGCAUAAGCGAAAAGGCUGGGCGUUCUGUUUUCGUCUCUGCCAUUUAACGUUUUCAGCUUUAAGGAGCUUUUGCUCUUGUGUGUUUUUGACUGCUGCAUGUCACAUGGCAGCACAAGUGUAGGUGUGAACCUCCGGUAACGCCAUGGAUGCCAGUGCAGUGACAGUAACUAUUGAGCAGUUUGACUGCCCAGAACUCAUGGCUUGUCAGGGACCAGUACUUUUUGGACACAUUGUAAUAUGUGGUGCCAUUAAGUAAGAUUCAUUAUUCAGUUUCCAAAAGAAAAUUCCCUGUAGCAUAGUUGUCCUCCUCUGAUUGGUUUAUUCGUUUCUCAGUAUGUCUUUCGUUUUCUUUUUACUUUUGUUGCAAAAUAUACUUGUGAUCAAAGUGACAUAUAAUCUUUUGAAAAAAUGCAUUGUAUAAAUGGUAAGUCUUUAACACACUGCACACACUCAGCCUGUAAAAAUCUUUUUGUAUUAAAAUGUUGAUCUAGGAUUCAGGUUCAUUAGGAUAUGAAAGGCAGGAAAACAUUGUGAAAAGUUUGAUAAACCUUUUGUAUCAAAGUUAUUUUUAAAGAAUACAUUUAUUAGAAAAAUAUGAAUAAACAAGUUAUGUAAUUGA
Electrophorus electricus (electric eel) is the source of this 3676-nucleotide messenger RNA. RefSeq names its product xeroderma pigmentosum, complementation group C (gene xpc). The record is from RefSeq and is a predicted model, not a curated record. Gene Ontology annotation, biological process: nucleotide-excision repair; mismatch repair. Gene Ontology annotation, molecular function: single-stranded DNA binding; damaged DNA binding. NCBI's taxonomy places the organism in Eukaryota, Metazoa, Chordata, Actinopteri, Gymnotiformes, Gymnotidae. Gene Ontology annotation, cellular component: nucleotide-excision repair factor 2 complex; nucleus; cytoplasm.